CCCAGAAGUUGUUCCGCGCAGGGCGGGCGGGCGGCUAGGCGAGCGGUCGGCGGGCCGGCGGGCGGACCGGGCCGUGGCUGGAGAAGUUUGCACUGCGGCUGGUGAGCGAGGGUGCGGGCCCCGCCGGCCGCUGCGCGCCCGCUGCCAUGGCUUUCCGCAGGAGGACGAAAAGUUACCCUCUCUUCAGUCAAGAGUUCGUCAUCCACAACCAUGCGGACAUCGGCUUCUGCUUGGUGCUCUGCGUCCUCAUCGGGCUUAUGUUCGAGGUCACAGCCAAGACUGCCUUCCUAUUUAUUUUACCUCAGUAUAACGUUAGCGUGCCUGCAGCAGACAGUGAGACGGUGCACUACCACUACGGCCCGAAGGACCUGGUAACAAUCUUGUUCUACAUCUUCAUCACCAUCAUCUUGCACGCUGUGGUUCAAGAAUACAUUUUAGAUAAAAUCAGCAAACGGCUUCAUCUCUCCAAAGUCAAACACAGCAAGUUCAAUGAAUCUGGACAGCUGGUCGUCUUUCAUCUCAGCUCAGUGGUGUGGUGCUUCUACGUGGUGUUGACGGAAGGAUACUUAACAAACCCAAGAAGCCUCUGGGAAGACUACCCGCAUGUGUACCUCUCCUUCCAGGUGAAGUUUUUCUACCUGUGCCAGCUGGCCUACUGGUUGCAUGCACUUCCCGAGCUUUACUUCCAGAAGGUACGGAAGGAGGAGAUUCCCCGCCAGCUCCAGUACAUUUGCCUGUACCUGAUCCACAUAGCUGGAGCAUACCUCUUAAACCUGAGCCGCCUGGGCCUGAUCUUGCUGCUUUUGCAGUACUCCACUGAGUUCCUCUUCCACAUGGCACGACUCUUCUACUUCGCAGACGAAAACAAUGAGAAACUGUUUAAUGCCUGGGCUGCUGUGUUUGGGGUCACACGCCUCUUCAUUCUCACCCUCGCUGUACUGGCCAUUGGCUUUGGACUGGCUCGCAUGGAAAACCAGGCAUUUGAUCCUGAGAAAGGGAACUUCAACACCUUGCUUUGCAGGCUCUGCAUGCUACUGCUGGUGUGUGCUGCCCAGGCCUGGCUCAUGUGGCGCUUCAUCCACUCCCAGCUGAGGCACUGGCGGGAAUACUGGAAUGAGCAGAGCGCCAAGCGGAGAAUCCCAGCUGCCCCAAGGCUUCCAGCCAGGCUCAUCAAGAGAGAAUCUGGUUAUCAUGAAAAUGGAGUUGUGAAAGCAGAGAAUGGAACAUCCCCACGGACUAAGAAACUCAAGUCUCCUUAAGGCCAAAGUGCUGAGAACAGGAAUCCUCUUGGUGGGGGCCCAACAGGGAGGCAAGGAACCCAGGCCCCCAACACUGCCUCCUCCUUCCUCCUUGACAUGCUCCGUCUCAAAUAGCAGAAACCUGUCUUCAGAGAGGGGGGGUUUCUAUUUCUUCUUGGCUUUCUCUUCUUAUUCUUCCAUAAACCAUUCUCAAUAAAGCCAAAAAUCUUCCUCUGUCACUCCCUCAAGCCACUUACGGCCUCACCUCUGUCCUAUGUUGGGUUUUCUAGAAACCUAGAUCCUCAUGGUUAUUCUUCUGCUCACCUCUUUUUUCUCUUCCUUCAUGGCUGCUGCUUUUUCUUCUUACUUCUUUAUUUCACUUUAACGUGCAAUUUUUCUGUGUCUGGUUUUUACCAUGGGAGGGAGCUAAGAUUGUGGUCCUGUCCAUCACUCCCAGGACCUGUCCAUAUGGAAGCCUUGUGCCAAGGAGCUUCACGUGGGGCUGGUAGCAGGCCCCUUGGUGGUCCUUAUGCGGAUGGGCAGGAAGAGGAGAGGCCUGCCCUCUUGGAUCGUAAUCUCCUUGGUGCUGAUUAACUGAUGAGAUGUCUGAUUCCAGUUCUACACACGCCAUCUUGAGGCACAGCAGCCACUGCUGGUUGUGAGUGCCGAGGCAUUUGGCUUUGGGACAUGGCAACAUGAUCCAGGAGGAUGGUAUUAACUCUGUUGGGUCCCAUGACUCCAGAGGGCUUCUCGUGCUGGAGUUGUAUUGAAACCAGCCUGUACUCACUCUGGAGGAAAGUGCUAAAGGAGGACAAGUCUUCCCACUUGUAGAGCAAGAGCAAAGCAUGCCGAGCAGCAGGCAGACUGGUAACACGACAGGAGACACAGGAGUCAGCCUGGGCCAUUCUCCAGCAAUGCCAGCCGCUGUUGUUUCUUCAACCAUUCACCAGCACUCAAAACCAAACAGUUAGCAAACCUGCCUGAGAUGCACUGGUCUGGAGUCCAGAACCAGCCAACCCUGUCAGGUCAAACUUUCUACCUUGACUUCAUCUCUGUAGCUGCAGAAACACUAAGCCUCAAGGGCUCCACCCUACACCAGUCCCCUGGUGCCCCAGAGAGGGUCACCUGGCCAUCUGCCCUCUGGCCUAACUUGUGAGUGUUCUUUGGAAUCCUUGUCGCUUGCUGAUGUUUAUUGAGCACAACUACAGCUAGGGUUGACUCAAGAGUCGCUCUUCUAGCUGGAUGAGGAUGAGCAGAAGAGCCCUGUUGAUAGAAGUCUUCUGUCUCCCUCCCUGUGAUGUUCUUUCCUGUCCCCUCCACCUGAAGACAAGGCUGCCAGGUCCUUAAGCUGUCUUACGAGGACUUCCUGAAGGGGAGGUAGGCUUGAAAAGGUCCUAAUUAAGAACCCCUGAGCCCUGUGCUGAGGCGACAGGGAGCAGUUCUUGGUGGCACAGGAAUGCUUAUGUCACCUAGCAUACUGGCCCUCUCUUUGACAUCAUGGUAGAGAUCAGACCUUGGAUUUUUAUCCAAAAAUGGGGACAAGGGUCUUUUCAUCAAGGCAGUUCCCCUUCUCCAAGUCACUUGGAGAACAUUGUAGACAAAGUUUAAGUUACCAGUAACCAAGGGAUCUGUUUCCAAACACCACUGUAGACUUCCAUCUCUGUCUGGGGUAAGCAUACAGAAUUGCAAAGACUGCCCUUGGUUUCUUUUGAUUGCCCUUAGAAAGUAGCACAAUAUUUUUGAGAGUGUGCAUUUUCCUCUAACCUUCCUCUCCUUCCCUGACCCUUCUCUGGGCUGCACAGAAGAAUGUUGGUAAGCAGGUAGCUUGGUAUUGACUCAGCAGAGCUGAUCUGAAACCCCCUUGCCACUUCAGGCCAAUAGCCCUUACAUAGACAGUAACUGAGUUCAUGCUUACCUGGCCUGGAACUACUCAUGGAGAGAGUAUUGAGCCCAGCCAGCAGUCUCUUAAACCCACCUUCCUCCCGCAUUGGCUCAGAUGACCUUCUGGGUUCUUCCCAGGCUGUCAUAGCCUCACCAGCCUUCUGUAGGAGGUCUCUUACCCUCAGGUGAGUCAGACUGAGCUGCUGAGUCAUGCCCCCAGUGGAUACUUAGAGCAUGCUUGCAGUGUUCUGAGGCCUAGGGAUGUGGUAGUGAGCAGAGCAGCUGAAGUCCUGGAUCCAGCCACCCCCAUUCUCCUGUAUGUGGGUUUUCAUUGCUCUGUCCCGGGAUACAUGGCUCCAUGUUUCUUACAUCUCCUGGAAGCUUCCAGUGCUGCUGAUGUAUCAUGCCUUGGGCAUGGUACCAUGAACCUUGCGGCUGGGGUCAACUUAGAGUGUUUCCUAAAGGACAAGGGGUGGUUCAGUCAUGGGAGUUUGUAUAAUCUUAUUCUGCAUUAAAAGAAAAACCUCUGAGACCAUGGGGUAAACAUGGAAUUGGAAAGAUCUACCCUGGGUUUCUUUUUAGUACCCUUAGAAAGCGGAUCAGUUUUUUUAAAAGUGCAUUUUUCCAUAAUCUUCCUCUCCUUCCUGACAUCUUGCCAUCCUGGGCUUCAGGGAUGUUUGUGGAUGCUUAGAGGUUAAUGUUAGGGUAUUUCCUUCCCCCUCCUGCCUCCCUGGCACAUUUAUGUCACAGCAAAGUCAAGACUUUGGCAAGCUGACACAAACUGUGUUGCCAGAGUUUAAAUAACUCAAUUCCACUUGAUCCUGAGAGCAGGUUGGGCUAGCUUGUACUAACUUGGGCACUGUGGCUAUGUUUUCAUUUUUAUUUAGUCUAUCCUGUCCCCAAAGCACCAAGCCACUUGUGCAGGCCCUGCAGACCCCUCCAUUGGAGAGGCAGCUUAGCACCAUCCGCCAAGGGCAAAAGAAAAGAUGCUCAUCUACCUCAGUCACUGCCUCUCAACAUCCCUGACUGGUACAGCUGCACUCAGAUGCCAGCAGAUGGCAGUGGUAGGAGAGGGAGGCCAUUUUGGUGGAUAGAGGAGCCCCUGCUGCCAAUUCUCCCAAGUUCAGUGAUGGGAAAGUUAUUUUUACCUUCCAGGCUCUGAUAGCUGCACUAUUAAUAAGUUGCAUGUGUUCUUGUUGAAGGUAGUGUAUGGUUCUGGGGGAAAAGGGAGUUUACCACCACUUAAAUCAAAAGAGACAUGUGUUCUGGCCACCUUCACAGUGUUUCCCUUGACUGGAAUCCCUGGGACCCUAAAGCCAGGGGUGGGUUUGUGCAUCUAGGUUUUCAGACCUCUUUCCUCAGUACCCCUGGAUUUUUGUCUCAGUGGUAAAUAAGAAAGAGGUUGCAUGCCUUCCAAAAAUUCCACAAUGUAAAGUUACAUACCAUGGAAGCUUUAAUUACAAGAGGCUUGCCAACACCUUUGGCUGUGGAAGGCCUUGGUUUGCAUUUCUUUGAUAGGUGUCAGUCUUUCCUGUUUAUUUUGCCUAUAUCUGGGGUGGGAAAAGGUAGGAUUGUCUGAACAUAACUAACUUCCCUAAUGUCUAAGGGCUUCAGUGUCUCAAGUGGAUCUUAAACCCUUAUGGCCUCUGUUCUCCACUGAUGGAAAGGGCUGAGGGCCCGAGAGUCAGGGCAGUUGGGUGGUCUUUCUCCUCUCCUGCUCCUGAGCUUACAGUCUUUUUCCUCAGGAGAGAGAGUGGUGGUUACUGGAGAACCAUCAGUUCAUUUGAAAAACCUAAGAAUAAAUUGGAGCCCUCUGGCCCGUGGUCCACUGUGAGGAAGCCUUCACCAGCUUCCCACCUUCUCCCUGUUUGCAUGAGUAUUAACUACACCUCCUGAGAGGCUAGAAAAGACCACGCCUCCUUUGUGGCCUCACCUCCCACUCAUGUCCUCUUUUAUGGAGAUGGCUGGAUCAGCACAGCCCUGAAGAUAAAAAGCAUUCAGACUUGCAGGCUCUACGUAGCCUUUUAGUGUUUGGCAAUCCCCGUAGAAUUUUUGUGCUUGUCUUAAGCAGAUCUGUUCUUGUGUAAUAAGUGCCUUAUGUUGCCGUGUGGCCUUCAUUUGUACUGUAUGGCCAGCCCAUAGUUGCCAGGGCUCUGGGCUUUGAGCAUAUGCAGCCAAGGACACCAUCAUACCUCACUCAGUACAGUACAUAUAAAAGGGACACGGACCGACAGUUUUUCCUCAUUUACUUUGACACCCUCCCCACAUAGUAGUAGGCUCUGUGUUAUCUGCUUCAUUUCUGCCUCUCCCUGUAGGGGCUCACUUCUGGCCUGCUGGAGGGCUAUAGAAGCCUGUGAGUGGCCCAAGGGCAGGCACCUGUGCCUUGUGCUUGUGAAGGGAAGCACCGAGGUUCCAGCACUACCCCUGCAGCCCCUGUACCCUGCCUCACACAGAAGCCCUGACCUUUGUCUCCUCUCACCCCAUAUUAGAAACAAAGGGCACCCUUGCUGUAACCUCUUCUGAUCUAUUUCACUUCUGAAAGUUUGUGGAAGGUGUUUACUUGUACUUCCUGGUCCAGAGACCUAACUCCUUACCUGUUUGACAGAGAGUUUAGUCCAGCACUUGCAGAACCGCCACAGCUCCUGAUUGGGGUGACCUUGUGGGUUAGUAGCCACAACCUCCUCCCUGCCCCUCACCUGCCUGCAUGCCUGUUCCCACCCUUCCGGGUUGUGCAAUAACCCUCCCAGCCCGUGGUCUUUUCCACAGGCCUUUCUGUCCCUUACAUUGCCCUGCAAUAGGUGGGGAGGAGGGACCUUUGGCAGGGGUAGUCAUAAUCCCUUACAGAAGAAAUGUCAGCCAUUUCCCCAUGUUGCUGUCACUCAUGAUGCUGGGUGGGUUUCUGUGGCCCUCUUGUAGAACGUGUGGCAUCAUCUUAGAAGUCUUUAUAUUUAAAAAUAAAAAAUCUGUUGAAAAGGAGAAAAAAAAUCCUCAGGAUGGGACCUAAGUGAGCGUCUGGGAAUACAAUCUGUGUGAGGCCCGUGGUGUCACCAUCACUCUGUAAAAAUGUUUCAGAGUUUCUUGUGCACAUGGAGAGGAUGGAGAAUCAGCCCUGGGUGGAGAGCCCUGAGGUCUGAGCAGGUCUGGCUGUGGGAGUGAGUACCACCGUCCUGUUAGGUGCAGAUUCGAGUGUUUAUGUAUUGAGACUACAAACCUCACUUUUCAGUUCCUCUGAAAUAAACAUCUGAAGGAUGAACUGAGGCUGCUGGUGCCCUGAGCAACUCAUAAUGCAAAUGUGGACAAGUUGUCUUUGUUUUUCUACUUUAGCCUGUUCAUGUUAUGGACCAAAUUUCCACAAGGAACUCAAGGAAAAUUUGUACCUGCCGUAUUUAUGCUUUCAUGUAAAAGGGUUGGGGGGAGGGAUGUCUAUUUUACUUUUGGUGAACUUUUUUCAAAAUCCUUUUUCCACUGUUUCUGUCUGGUUUUAAAACAAAUUACAGUUUUGUAUGGAUUUUUUAAUGUACAUUUUGAAACAAAUGAUCAAAUAUUUUCUGUAAUAACUGAAUAAAAGGCAUAGAAUUAUCAGUCUUAA
This is a messenger RNA of Marmota flaviventris (yellow-bellied marmot), 6708 nucleotides long. It is a transcript of the gene Tram2, whose product is annotated as translocation associated membrane protein 2. Gene Ontology annotation, biological process: protein insertion into ER membrane; SRP-dependent cotranslational protein targeting to membrane, translocation. The record is from RefSeq and is a predicted model, not a curated record. Gene Ontology annotation, cellular component: endoplasmic reticulum membrane. Lineage: Eukaryota; Metazoa; Chordata; Mammalia; Rodentia; Sciuridae.